Molecule: messenger RNA, 1706 nt
Organism: Halichondria panicea
Lineage: Eukaryota; Metazoa; Porifera; Demospongiae; Suberitida; Halichondriidae
Product: tripeptidyl-peptidase 1-like
Exons: 1
Coding region: 38-1597 (519 amino acids)
Biological process (GO): central nervous system development; proteolysis
Molecular function (GO): serine-type endopeptidase activity; tripeptidyl-peptidase activity
Source: RefSeq, a predicted model, not a curated record
AUAGUACACUUGACAUAAUAUAUACAGCUAGCUAGCCAUGAAGACUACAAUGUUGUGUGCACUGCUCCUCUGCAGCCUCACCUGCUGCAUUCACGCCAGGCUAGAUGAAUGGACUAUAACUGAAAAGCCAUCUCCAGGCCAUGAGGUGAAGCUCACCUUUGCAAUCAAGCAGCACAACCCGGACUGGCUCAAGGACAAACUCAAAGCUGUGUCCUACCCAGACUCUCCACACUACACUGACUACAUGAACUUCGGUGAAAUUGCUCAGUACGUGUAUGGAGAACCAGAAUCUGUGAAAGUCGUCACUGAAGCUUUGGAGUCGAUGGGAGCAAACGAAAUAGACUUUACUAUCGGACGAGAUUUCGUUGUCGCCUGGGUUCCUGUCAAAGCAGCUGAAGAAUACUUCAAUGCAAAUUUUUACAAGUUUGUGAACAGAGGGUGUGAUGGAAUGAUGGUCGUUGCAUCUCCGACAUACAACAUUCCAAUGUCUAUGAAGAAACACAUUGAUUUUUUGUCUGGAUUUGAACUCCCAGGGAAAAAAUGUGAGAAAGUCAAGCUCAGAAGUUCUCCUCAAAAUUCGAAGAUUCAUGUAACUCCUGCAUACAUUGACAAACAAUACAACAUAUCUGGCUAUACUUCUACGAGUCCUCAAAAUUCUCAAGCUGUGGCGGCAUUUAUAGGACAGUAUUUUGAUCCUUCAGAUUUGCAAAUGUUUCAAAAGAAAUUUAAUCUACCCUCGAAGCCGAUCACAAAAAUUGUCGGACGUAACACACCAAGCCAACCUGGUUCUGAAGCUACGUCUGACGUUGAGUACAUCAGUGCUACAGGUAGAAAUGUUGACACAUGGUUUAUUUCCAUCGAUAGUAGUGGUCUGUUCCUAUCAUGGAUUGUAGCACAGGUGAACACAACAAACUCUCCUUGGGUGCAUUCUGUGAGCUACGGUUCUGAGGAACGCAAAACAGAGAGUGACUAUUUGACUAGAGUGGAUAAUGAGUUCAUGAAAUUUGGAAUAUCUGGUCGCACGGUGCUAUUUGCUUCAGGGGAUGGAGGAGCUCAAUGUUUGAAUGGAAUAUUUAAUCCGGAGUGGCCAGGAAGUAGUCCUCACGUCACAUCAGUGGGAGGAACAAUCAGCAUGGAUACUGUAUGGGCUGAAGGAGGGGGUGGUUUCUCUAAUGUGUUCUCAAUGCCCGACUGGCAGAAAGAAGUGGUUGAUGCAUAUUUGAAAAGUGGACAGACACCUUCGCACUCUCUCUUCAAUGCAAGUGGACGUGCUUACCCUGAUAUCAGUGCCUUUGCAACUAACUAUGAAUACAUACUAAAUGGCAAAGAUCUGUCUGUUGAUGGUACGAGUCUCUCCACUCCUGCAGUAGCCGGAAUAAUAUCAAUUCUGAAUGAUAUUCGAAUCAACAACGGACAAAAGACUCUCGGCUUUCUCAACCCUCUAUUGUACUCGCUCAAAGGCAACGGGUUCUAUGAUGUUACCAAAGGGGCUAAUGGUGAUGGUGGAGAGUGUGGAGGAUUCAAAGCCAUCAAAGGAUGGGACCCUGCGUCUGGCUGGGGAAGCCCUAACUUUGGACUGCUAAAAAGUCUCAUUUAGUGUUUGUACACUCAGCUAUUGUUCAAAUGCUUCAUGAGUGUUUUUAUCCAUACAUAAUUUUAUGUUUGUGUACACCCCCUGCAUGAUGUCUGCAUAACAUAGUAAUGAA